GAAAAGUUCUUUCCCUCUCUGUGCUCUGCUUGGAUUGGCUGGCUUGCUCUUUUGUUUACUGGAGGUGAAAUGAUGCUCGAGUGAUGCUGCGUCGCUCUUCCCACCCGCUGUAGACCAUCAUCAUCAUCAUCAUCAUCAUCAUCAUCAUCAUCAUCAUCAUCGCCGCCGGUAUGGAUCUGAUCGAAGAGCCCAAUAUGAGAAAUUUUGACUGAUAAAACCGGAGGUCUGUCAAAAUCUAAAGUGUUUUUAACGCAGUUCGGGAUAAUACUGAAGUUCACGCUUUGCAGAAAGCCUCAGUGGCAGAAAACCGACAAAUGCACAGAUGAAACUCUGCAACUGAGAAUACAACACUGGGAGGCACUUUAAACACACACACACACACACACACGCGCACACACACGUAAAUACACUUAUCACUCCAACUCAACACACACACAAUAUACACACAGAUGGCACUGGACAACACUGGCUACUCCACGUGCACUGAAUCCCUGUCUGUCCCAGUCCCAGAUAAAGAGAAGGAACCAGUGGAGGAGGCCUCAAAAGAAACCCCACCUCCUACAGUUAAGAAUGCAUCUGAGGAGCUGGGGUGCGUGGUAUCCACGGAGGUGGAUCCGCCUCCACAGCCUGCAUCCAAUAACAACAUGUCUUUCCAAGACAAAUUGGCUGCAAGGGAAGCACAAGCCAAUCAGCCCCGGAAGAAAAUUCAGGGGGCGAGGCUAGAGAGAGGCAGGUUUGGAUGGGGACGCAGUAAGAGGCGUAAGAGGCAGCGUUAUGUGGAGAAAAAUGGGAGUUGUAACGUGCAGCAUGGUAACAUGCGAGAGACAUAUCGUUACCUGACGGAUAUUUUUACCACCCUGGUGGAUCUGAACUGGCGUUGCUCUCUCUUCGUCUUUGUCAUGGCGUAUGCGGUGACCUGGCUCUUCUUUGGAGCAAUAUGGUACCUCAUUGCAUACUGCAGGGGUGAUUUGGACCAUUUAGAAGAUGAGACUUGGACUCCAUGUGUGAAUAAUGUUAAUGGAUUCAUCUCAGCAUUCCUUUUCUCCAUUGAAACGGAGACGACCAUUGGCUAUGGUCACCGUGUCAUCACUGACCAGUGUCCAGUAGGAACCAUGUUACUCCUGUUGCAGGCUAUACUGGGCUCUAUGGUCAAUGCAUUCAUGGUUGGAUGUAUGUUUGUGAAGAUCUCGCAGCCGAAUAAGCGUGCAGAGACAUUGGUGUUCUCUCGUAACGCUAUCAUCUCACUGCGGGACGACAAGCUCUGUCUGAUGUUCCGGGUCGGGGAUCUGAGAUCCUCCCAUAUUGUGGGCGCCAACAUGAGAGCCAAACUUAUCAAAUCCAAACAGACGCAAGAGGGUGAGUUUAUUCCGCUGGAUCAGACAGAUAUCAGCGUGGGCUUUGAGACGGGGGACGAUCGUCUGUUCCUGGUGUCUCCACUGGUGAUCUCUCAUGAGAUCGAUGUCCGCUCACCGUUCUGGGACAUGUCCCAAGCCCAACUGGAGAAAGAGGACUUCGAGCUUGUCGUCAUCCUGGAGGGGAUGGUGGAAGCUACAGGUAUGACCUGUCAGGCACGGAGCUCGUACCUGGCCGAAGAGCUGUUAUGGGGUCACAGGUUUAUUCCGAUGAUGUCACUGGCUGAGGGAUUCUUUGAUGUGGACUAUGGAGCUUUUCACCACACAUUUGAGGUGGACACGCCCUCCUGCUCUGCAAGAGAGCUGGCAUUAGCUGCUGCUCGUUUGGACGCUCAUCUCUAUUGGUCGAUCUCCAGUCGCCUUGAUGAGGAGAAAUGGGAGGGGCCUAAUCUGACUGAGCAAAUGGGAAAAUCCACUGACUCGGAAUCUGUCAGGGAGGAAGACGGGCCAACAUUUAUUGUUGUUGGAGUUACAAAUACACUGGAUCAAUCGGUUGCAGGGGAGCAGAACGGCAGUGUCACAACUGACCAAUCAGUGUCUGAGGCUUAA
Molecule: messenger RNA, 1961 nt
Organism: Xyrauchen texanus (razorback sucker)
Lineage: Eukaryota; Metazoa; Chordata; Actinopteri; Cypriniformes; Catostomidae
Product: G protein-activated inward rectifier potassium channel 3-like
Exons: 8
Coding region: 450-1961 (503 amino acids)
Biological process (GO): regulation of monoatomic ion transmembrane transport; potassium ion import across plasma membrane
Cellular component (GO): plasma membrane
Molecular function (GO): G-protein activated inward rectifier potassium channel activity
Source: RefSeq, a predicted model, not a curated record